AUGAACAAGAAACUUCAAUACCCUUGCCUCGCAAAGCGAUAUUUCUCAACUCCAAAUAGUAACAAUGAUAAACCGGCAACAACAACAACUCCAUCGGCCACAACAACUACAGGUUUGAGCGCUGUUCUUGUUGUUGCUGCUACUAAUAAUUCCGUUGCUGGAUCAGAUGCUGGAAAUUCUUCUGAGGAAUCAUCUGAAGAAACAGCAACUACCACUGCUGCUGGAUCAUCAACUGCUUCUGUUCCGCUCAAUGCUGCCUUUGCUGUCCCCACUACUCAAACCACCAUCAUGAUGGACGGAAAUUCUGAUCAUCAAAGCGAUUACUCUUCAUCAUCGGAUGAUGGUGUUGCUCACUCUGUAAACGCUUCUCGUGAAUCAAGUCCAGCAUGGAGAGUAGUACCCGUUCAACCAACCUCCUCCCAUCCUCUUCCUUUGGUUCAUCGUGUUGAUAUCCAAUGGAAGACUAGAUUAGAUCCAUUUGCUACCUACUUGGACACUUCUCUUUACAGCCCAAUUAUUUAUCAAUUUGAGCAUGAAUUGGAACUUGAAAAUCAUCAACAUGCUAUCAUUGUUGUUAGACCAUCUGUUGUUUAUGAUGACAAUCAAGAAAUUCAAGUAUUGAAUAAGAAUAAUCAAGUCAUCUUGAAGGGUGAUUUAGAAAUUGCAAUGACUGCUCAAAAGAGAAAUGCUGAAACUACCGUUUUCAAGGGGCACUCCAAGAUUCAAUUCACUGAUUCAUCAUACCAUCAUGAUAGAAAGGCUUUUAGAUUGGUUUGGAAGUAUUACACUGUUCAAGAUACUGAAAGAUUAAUUUAUUCAACUAUUUCUACACCAUUCAGAGUCUUUGCAAGAAAACCAACCAAGAAGGAAAAGACUGAGACAUCUUCACCAAACUCUUCUGCUGCCACUUCUCCAACUCAACACAAUAGAAAGAAGAGAAAGGAGAUGGAACCAUCUGCUGUUGCUGUCCAAGCUCCAACUCCAGUUCCAACUUUGGUUGAGUCAUCUUUGGAAUCAUCUACCAAGAAGGUUAAACGUGAUGCCAUUCAAGUAGUUGAUGAUGAUGAAAUCAGUGCUUUGAAUAUUCGUGCUGUCCCUACUAUUGUAAAUAGUGUUGCUACUGCUGUUGUUUCUCAUCUCAUUUCUCAAAAAGAGAAUCCAAAUCAAGAUCUCGUAUUGGAACUCUUCAAGACCCUUAAGGAUAUCAACAAUAGAUUGGAGAGACUUGAGAAGUUGUCAAAUCCUCAAAACCCUACCCCCUCUUCUAACCAUGCUGACAUGAUGGAAACAUCAUCAACUGCUUCUGUUGCCAACCACCAUCAUGUGCAUCGUUCAAAUUUGCAACAUGUUUAA
Naegleria fowleri is the source of this 1353-nucleotide messenger RNA. RefSeq lists its product as uncharacterized. The coding region runs from base 1 to 1353 and encodes 450 amino acids. The record is from RefSeq and is a predicted model, not a curated record. The transcript has a single exon. Lineage: Eukaryota; Heterolobosea; Eutetramitea; Acrasida; Naegleriidae.